Messenger RNA from Lycium barbarum (goji berry), 1392 nucleotides. RefSeq names its product LRR receptor-like serine/threonine-protein kinase RGI5. Gene Ontology annotation, molecular function: protein binding. The coding region runs from base 1 to 1392 and encodes 463 amino acids. The transcript has 3 exons. Lineage: Eukaryota; Viridiplantae; Streptophyta; Magnoliopsida; Solanales; Solanaceae. The record is from RefSeq and is a predicted model, not a curated record.
AUGGAGAAAGCCUUCACAUUUUUUCUCUUAACCCUGGUGUUGCUUCACUAUGUUAUGGCUAGUUCAGCCAUGACUCACACGAACAUUACCACUGAUCAAUUAGCUCUUCUUUCCCUAAAAGCCCAAAUCAUUUCGGACCCAUUUCACUUCUUGGAUGAAAGCUGGUCUUCAGCCAUUUCUGUUUGCCAUUGGGCUGGAGUCACUUGUGGCUCUCGCCACCAAAGAGUGAAGUCCUUGAAUCUUUCCAACAUGGCUCUUAUAGGCAAAAUUCCACUUGAUUUUGGAAACCUCUCAUUUCUUGUUUCUCUAGACUUGGUAAACAACAGUUUUCAUGGCAAUUUGCCUCAAGAAAUGGCACGCUUGCGUCGGCUUAAGUUUCUUGAUUUAAGUUUCAACAACUUCAGAGGGGAGGUUCCUUCCUGGUUUGGGUUUUUACACCAACUUCAAGUUCUAAAUCUUGGAAAUAACAGUUUCACUGGUUCCAUCCCUUCUUCAUUUUCUAAUAUUUCCACACUUGAAACUUUGAUCCUGAGAUUCAAUUCCAUAGAGGGUCAAAUCCCAAUAGUGAUUGGAAGUCUUAUAAACCUUAGAAAAUUAAACUUGAGGGGUAACAAGCUCAUAGGCUCUAUUCCUCUGUCACUCUUGAAUGCCUCAAGGUUGGAGGCUUUAGAUAUAUCUUUUAAUUCACUUCAAGGAAACAUUCCAGAAGGAAUUGGCAAUCUACACAACCUGAACUGGUUGUCCAUACAAUAUAAUCAGCUUACAGGUUCUAUACCAUUCAAAGUUUUCAAUAUUUCUAGAAUCGAACACAUUGCAUUUUCAAGAAAUAGCUUAUCAGGAAAUCUUCCCAAUGGUUUAUGCAAUGGUCUCCCAAUACUCAAAGGCCUUUAUCUAUCUGCAAACAAGCUUCAUGGUCAUAUGCCUACAAGCUUGUCAAAUUGUUCAGAACUUCAAAUAUUGUCUUUAUCACUAAAUGAGUUUGAUGGACCAAUACAUAGUGAAAUUGGAAGAUUGAGUAACUUGCAGGUAUUGUAUCUCGAAUCUAACCAUUUCACAGGGAUAAUUCCACAAGAAAUUGGAAAUCUUGUUAAUUUGGUGCAGUUGGACGUGGACAACAACCAAUUUACCGGCUCUGUCCCGAUCUCCAUAUAUAAUAUCUCCUCACUACAAAUUUUAUUUCUAUGGGGCAACAAUCUCAGUGGAUUCUUACCACGAGCGAUUGGCAACUUAACCAAGCUACAGGCUCUAGAACUUAAUGAAAAUAUCUUUACCAGUGAAAUACCCAAAGAGAUAAGAAAUCUGGUGGAGUUGGAGAUACUUAAUCUUGGGUUUAAUAGUUUUAGUGGUUCACUAGCAAUGGAUUGGGGAAUUGCUGCGAUUCUUCCUGAAUAG